This is a messenger RNA of Aureobasidium vineae, 474 nucleotides long. Lineage: Eukaryota; Fungi; Ascomycota; Dothideomycetes; Dothideales; Saccotheciaceae. The record is from the annotation of a GenBank genome assembly.
AUGAGAGUCUACGAGGACAGUUUCUCCGGCCAGAAGAUCUACCCUGGCAAGCUCUACGUUCGUGGUGACAGCAAGAUCUUCCGUUUCCAGAACGGCAAGUCCGAGUCGCUCUUCCUCCAGCGCAAGAANCCCCGCAAGAUCUCCUGGACCGUCCUUUACCGCAGACAGCACAAGAAGGGUAUCUCAGAGGUCGCCAAGAAGCGCACUCGCCGCACCGUCAAGAACCAGCGUGCCAUCGUUGGUGCCUCGCUCGAUGUGAUCAAGGAGCGCCGUUCGCAGCGCCCCGAGGCCCGUGCCGCCGCCCGCGCCGCCGCCAUCAAGGAGGGCAAGGCCAAGAAGUCUGAGUCCGAGUCCGAGAAGAAGGCCAACAAGGCAAAGAACGCCGCCUCUGCCGCAAAGGGCCAGGCCGGCAAGAUCGCCAGCAAGCAGGGCGCCAAGGGUGCACCCGUCAAGGUCGCCGCCAAGUCCCGCUAA